Dipodomys ordii (Ord's kangaroo rat) is the source of this 255-nucleotide messenger RNA. Its product is annotated as 40S ribosomal protein S29-like. The record is from RefSeq and is a predicted model, not a curated record. Gene Ontology annotation, cellular component: cytosolic small ribosomal subunit; ribosome. NCBI's taxonomy places the organism in Eukaryota, Metazoa, Chordata, Mammalia, Rodentia, Heteromyidae. The transcript has 2 exons. Gene Ontology annotation, molecular function: structural constituent of ribosome; zinc ion binding. The annotation marks the transcript as partial. Gene Ontology annotation, biological process: translation.
CGCGUGUGCUCUAAUCGCCACGGUCUGAUCCGGAAGUACGGGCUCAACAUGUGCCGGCAGUGUUUCCGCCAGUAUGCGAAGGACAUCGGCUUCAUUAAGUUGGACUAAGUGAAUGGACUAUCCAAGACUUCAAGCCCAAUGAAAGACCAUAUUUGUACAUAAAAUAAAAAUUCAAGAAGCCUUCAACUUAUGCUUAACAUGACUAGUUAAUUGGUUAUAGAAGUUUGGUAAAUACUAGUUCUGUUUUUAACUUUU